GCGAGUGUUGUUGAUAUAUCUCUAGGGCGGCGCGGGCUUCCUCAGGUAAACAUUCCUCUGGAGCCACCAUGUUCAAGAACACCUUCCAGAGCGGCUUCCUCUCCAUCCUUUACAGCAUAGGCAGUAAGCCAUUACAAAUAUGGGACAAGAAGGUUCGUAAUGGGCACAUCAAGAGGAUAACUGACAAUGAUAUUCAGUCUCUGGUCCUGGAGAUUGUUGGAGUUAAUGUAAGCACAACAUACAUCACUUGUCCUGCUGACCCCAAAAAAACUCUUGGCAUCAAACUUCCCUACCUUGUUAUGAUCGUCAAAAAUCUCAACAAAUACUUCACAUUUGAAGUACAGGUUUUAGAUGACAAAAAUGUUCGUCGACGUUUCCGGGCCAGCAACUACCAAUCGACUACAAGAGUCAAGCCCUUCAUCUGCACUAUGCCUAUGCGUCUGGAUGAAGGAUGGAACCAGAUUGUGUUUAACCUUGCAGACUUUGUCAGGAGAGCUUAUGGUACAAAUUAUGUUGAAACUUUGAGGGUCCAGAUACAUGCCAACUGCCGUAUCAGACGGGUUUAUUUUGCCGAUCGUCUAUAUUCAGAGGAAGAAUUACCAGCAGAAUUCAAGUUGUAUCUUCCAGUUCAAACAAAAGCAAAAUCUGCAAUUUGAGGGAAAAUGUUGAUACUGGGCCAUUACAGAGCUUGAAGCUGAGCAAUAAGAAAUAAGAAAAUAAAGAAUUUGCUGCCUCUGUUGUGACAAAAAAUUGACCUCUAGUAUUGACCUGUUCAAGCCUUCUGUUAUACAGAAGAUUGACUCACAUUAAUUCUUCAUGCACGCUUAAUUGCAACACAUUGCAGCUUUCUCUUAGGUUAUUUCUUAAAAGAAAUGUUUUCCCACAAUAUUAGUACACUUGAGUGUUAAUAAUUUUAAGUAAAAAAUUCAAUACAGUACAGUAGUUGCGAUCAAGGGUAUAAACUGGUAGCAAAUUCACCUACCAUGGGACAAACUUUGAAGUCUCGGUCACUCCUUCCCAGAGCAUAUGAAGAUACAGUAUUAUUAACUGAUCACAAAGUCAUCUUGAACAAACUGAAUUGACCGUAUAUGCACGAUGGUUUCUAUUAACAAAUUAUAGAAUUGGCCCAGCAGUAUGCAAUUGUUACUACCUUUAAGUAUAGGUAGCAUUUGCAGUGGAAAUAGCUGUGUUCAUGUCACAGGAGUGUGGAUCGAUUGGGCUGGAGAUCCACCUUCACAUUUUCUCUCAAUAUAUCUUGCCUUCGAAUUUAUUCUUUGAAUUUUUUUGUUAUCAGAAUUUCUCUCCUCUCUCCCUCCCUCCCUCCCUCCCA
Molecule: messenger RNA, 1330 nt
Organism: Procambarus clarkii (red swamp crayfish)
Lineage: Eukaryota; Metazoa; Arthropoda; Malacostraca; Decapoda; Cambaridae
Gene: Bug22
Product: cilia- and flagella-associated protein 20
Biological process (GO): positive regulation of cell motility; cilium assembly; regulation of cilium beat frequency involved in ciliary motility
Cellular component (GO): ciliary basal body; motile cilium
Source: RefSeq, a predicted model, not a curated record